This is a messenger RNA of Ornithorhynchus anatinus (platypus), 11313 nucleotides long. RefSeq names its product solute carrier family 24 member 3 (gene SLC24A3). Gene Ontology annotation, cellular component: membrane. The record is from RefSeq and is a predicted model, not a curated record. NCBI's taxonomy places the organism in Eukaryota, Metazoa, Chordata, Mammalia, Monotremata, Ornithorhynchidae. Gene Ontology annotation, molecular function: calcium, potassium:sodium antiporter activity; calcium channel activity. Gene Ontology annotation, biological process: calcium ion transmembrane transport; intracellular calcium ion homeostasis. The annotation marks the transcript as partial. The transcript has 17 exons.
CCCCGGCCCGCCCGCGCCCGCGGCUGCGGCUCCGGCCCCGCGGGGCGAGGAAGCGCCUGCUGCUGGCCCAGCUCUGCCUGCUGGGAGCCCUGCUCGCCCCGCUCGGGCCCCUCGGACGCUCCUCCGGACGCGCCCCCCCCCCACGGCUUUGACAUCCUGAGCUCCCCGGACACCUUCGAUAAAUGGGAUGGGAGGAGGUUGCUGGAGGCGGUCGAUCGGAACACUACUGAGAUUCCAGUCGACGCGGGCCACCUGCCCCGGAAGAACUGCACCGAACCAGCUCUCCAUGAGUUCCCCAGGGACAUCUUCACCAACGAGGAUCGAAGACGGGGCGCGGUGAUCCUGCACGUCCUCUGUGCCAUGUACAUGUUCUACGCUCUGGCCAUUGUAUGCGACGACUUCUUCGUGCCUUCCUUGGAGAAGAUUUGCGAGCGAUUACAUCUGAGCGAAGACGUGGCGGGAGCCACGUUCAUGGCAGCCGGAAGCUCUGCUCCUGAGCUGUUCACGUCCGUCAUCGGAGUCUUCAUCACCAAGGGAGACGUGGGCGUUGGAACCAUCGUUGGCUCUGCUGUAUUCAACAUCCUCUGCAUCAUUGGGGUCUGUGGACUUUUUGCAGGACAGGUUGUGGCUCUGUCGUCAUGGUGUCUCCUGAGGGAUUCAACAUACUACACGUUGUCUGUCGUGGCCCUUAUCGUGUUUAUUUACGACGAAAAGGUCUCCUGGUGGGAGUCGUUGGUCCUGGUUCUCAUGUAUCUGCUUUACAUCGUGAUCAUGAAGUACAACGCCUGCAUCCACCAGUGCUUCGAAAGGAGGAGCAAAAGCGCGGGGAACAUGGUGAACGGGCUGGCCACCGCCACCGAGCUGGAUGACAGCAGCAACUGUGACGCCACGGUGGUGCUGCUGAAGAAAGUCCGGAGGUCCCCUGAGGGGGCGGACCUAAGGACCGCAAUCCCCUUCCCCGUCUCUGUUUCCGUGUGCCCCUCGACGGCAGCCGAUUUCCACCGGAAGGCGUCGGUGAUCAUGGUGGACGAGCUGCUGUCCACCUGCCCCCACCAGCUGUCCUUCUCCGAGGCGGGGCUGCGGAUCAUGAUCACCAGCCACUUCCCUCCGAAGACCCGGCUCUCCAUGGCCAGUCGCAUGCUGAUUAACGAGAGGCAACGGCUGAUCAACAGCCGGACGUACGCGAACGGCGAGUCGGAGGUGGCCAUCAAAAUCCCCGUCAAGCACGCGGUGGAGAACGGGGCGGCCCCCGGCGGCAGCGGCCCCGAGCGGGCGGGGAACGGGACGCAGAGGGACCGCCGCCGGCACGACGCCGAAGACGACGACGACGCGGCCGGCCCUGGGGACGAAACCGAGAACGAGAACGAGGACAACGAGAACAACGAGAACGACGAGGAAGAGGAGGACGAUGAGGAGGAGGAGGAGGACGACGACGAGGACGAUGAGGGGCCCUACACCCCGUUUGACCCACCCUCCGGCACCCUGGCGGUGCUGAAGUGGCUGUUCACCUGGCCGCUCAGCCUGCUCCUCUACUUCACCGUGCCCAACUGCAACAAGCCGCGCUGGGAGCAGUGGUUCAUGGUGACCUUCGCCUCCUCCACCCUGUGGAUCGCCGCCUUCUCCUACCUGAUGGUGUGGAUGGUCACGAUCAUCGGCUACACCCUGGGCAUCCCCGACGUCAUCAUGGGCAUCACCUUCUUGGCAGCUGGCACCAGCGUCCCCGACUGCAUGGCCAGCCUCAUCGUGGCCAGACAAGGCAUGGGUGACAUGGCCGUGUCCAACUCCAUCGGGAGCAACGUGUUCGACAUUUUGAUUGGGCUGGGCCUCCCCUGGACCCUGCAGACCUUGGCUGUGGACUAUAAUUCCUACAUUCGGUUAAACAGCCGAGGGCUCAUCUAUUCGGUCGGCUUGCUGCUGGCGUCUGUUUUCGUCACAGUUUUCGGGGUCCACGUGAACAAGUGGAAGCUGGACAAGAAGCUGGGGUGCGUGUGCCUUUUCCUGUACGGCAUCUUCCUGUGCUUCUCCAUCAUGACGGAGUUCAACGUCUUCACCUUCGUGAACUUGCCCAUGUGCCGGGACCACUGAGCCACUCGGCGAGACUCCGCCAAGGGACCCUUCCUCCUCUCUGUGCAAUACGGAGCGCGGCUGGCGCCCCUCUCCCCCCCGUAGGGCACCUGGCCCCGAGAACCGGGGACGUUCGGUCUCCCCAGCCGGCUGUCCGUAGGGCCUCCUCCCGCCCGCCGGCCCCCCUCCCCCCCGACACCCUCGCCCGCCGCCCGGCCCGGCUCCCCCUCCUCGCAAGCCGUCGGGAUCGCCCCCGUCCACGCGAAGACUUUCACCGCUCACGCGAUGUCGGAGAGGGACCCGGGGGCCGCGGCCUCGGAGGCGAACCGGCUGCUAACUGGCCCUGCGCCAGGUGAAACUCGUUCCAAUUCCUCCUUCCUCUUUAAGUUAUUUGACGGACUCCCGGUGGGACGUACGACUCGGGACCGUCGGUGGAAGGGGCGGAGGAAGCCUCCCGGGGCGGUGUCCUUUCCGAGAGAAAUAUGGGGUUCUGGGCCCAGGGUGCGAAGGGCCACCUAGCAGAUCUUCUUUGUCCGGAGAGCGAGCCGGCUCCCGGCACGGCUCCUGACGACCCGAGCCCCCCUUGGGACCCGAAGUUGGCCGUGCGUUGCCCUGGGUGAUCGGGCCCAGGGGGUCUUGGGGCAGAAGGGGGGGGGGUCCCCCGGGAGUAGGGGAAGGAGGAAAUCCACCUGAGCCAGGGCCGGGGGUGGAGGGUCUCCAAGGAGCCGGGCCGGCUGCCGGCCUCCCUUCCACGCGGACCGGGGCCCGCGGCGUCAGCCCGAAGGUGGCCCGGUCCUGCAGAGACAGCCUCUCCCGCUGGUGAGUGAUUGAGAUUCCUUCUCUGUGGUUCCCACUCAUCCCGGCCCCAGGGAGUCACCCCCGCCCCCCCGCCCCCGCCCACACGCACCCCCUCCCCAUCCACCGCGUAGUCACUGAGUUCCCGACACUGGUCUCUGGGGAAAGAAAGACGCGUAUUUGCACGGUCCCGACCCGGAAAGCCACCGCUGCCGCUCGACACUGAGUACACUGGAUCCAGCCGGACCGUUUGGAGGGAUAGCUCUCCCGCGAAUGCGGCCCAACUGCCACCGGAGGGGUGGGGGGACGGGGAAGGAGAAGGAGGUGGCGCUUCGGAAGUGCAGAAUGUGUUUAACGCGGACUCGCUCGCGAGCGUAAUUUAUUGUGACAGUUUGGCCAACCACUGCUUGGAAUCACCCCGCUAGGUUUUAUAUGACGCUGUGUCGGUAUGCAGAAUCACUCCACGAGCUGAAUUACGCGUAUUUAUUGAAACUGUGCUGGCUGUGAGCACCCAUCACCUAUAAUUCACCCGCUGUGGCUACUCUCCCUCCCCUGUAGACUUUGGAGGAAAUUGCUGCGAGCGGCACGCGGCCGCCUAGGGAAGCGCUCUGGUGUGCGAACAGAAGGCGGUGGGGCGGGGUGGGGGGUCACCGGCAGUCAGAGCACGAGGGUCCGCACACCUGGUUCUUAAAUAGGGGGAGUUCCACCCGCACCCGUUGCACAUAGCACUCGAUUAAUUUAAAUGCGUUUCCUCUGGGCAGAUCGAGAGGGCGGGCAGCGUAAAGCCAGCGUCCCUGUUCUUUCUUCCCAUGAAAUUCUUCUUUCCCGCUUGUGGGCCUCUGCGAGGAACCAGCGAAAAUGGGGGGCACCCAUAUCAGAAAAGAUGCUUGCGCGUUCUCUGCUUCUGCCUUGAUUGACCUGGAGAGAAGCCGGGUAGAAGGUGGCCUAGAGCUUUUCCAGCCCGCGGGAUGGGUGGUAGACCACAGAGCGGACGGGUGGACACGGAUCCCCCGAGGUCCCUCGGGGACCCUCUCCCCUUGUCCUAAAAACGGCUCGGUCCUCAAACAGGAAGGUAUCUGAAUCACUCCGUCUCGGCCGGAAGGUCUCGGUUGCAUUUUGGCUAACGAGGGCUCACGGUCACGAACCCUCACCCGGGUGGGAUAGGACCACCCCCAAAGGAGGGGAAUCUUCCCCACCCGGGGCCAGGGGCCCCGUGUUCUCGGUCCUACCCGUGAUCAUGGCACUGGACACUACGAUCAGAUGUGUCCUUCCCCUCCGGCCGAAACUCCGGUCCGUUCUGAGAGCUGGUGCCCGGGAGAGCCUAGAAGAACCACCGGGGUCCGGGGUUUGGGCUCCAGCCCGGCCUCGGAGACGUUUCUCGGCGAGGGUCCCCCGUCCCGCCCCCCACCCCGGCUCCGACCCACCGAGGUAGAUUGCGAGAUCUCCCCUCCCGUUGUGCAUUCCUCCAGAUCCUAGCUUUGCUGUGUAUGUUUACAAUAAAAUACAUCGUGGCCAUAUUUGUGCAUUUUGCAACUAUUCCAUGUAAAGUGCCAAAGUACGUAAGUUACCCUGAAUCGCUCCUGCGGAAGCUCCGUCAGUCGAGCGCCGCGGGGGAUCGUGGUUGGAGUGAGCCGAUCCCCCGGCCCCAAGCCGUUCAUUGGCACCGGCCUGAUUUGAUUAGCCUUCUCCCGGCCCCUGAAAGAGACUCUCUUCAGGUGGUCGGGGGAGAGGGAGGUGAACUGCCGGGGUCUCCUUGUCUGUUGGAGCAAAUGCUGGAGUUUCCCACCCAAAAUGUGACUCCCACCCACCUCCCCGCUCCGUCCCGGGCACCAACCUCAGGUGGGCCACUGCCCCAGCGAGGGGACCCCGGAAGUUGCGGCCUGACGACCGGACCCCCCGAUAGCCGGGCGGCCCGGUCCGCCCCCUCAGACUGUGGUUGUGACUCGAGGGUCUGUGAGGGGCCUUUAUUUGCUUGGCCAUCAGGUCUUUCCCACGCACGCACCCCAAGGUGUUCUGGGCAAAUGCCCGGAAAAACCUCCAAGAUUCAAAAGGCAGUUUAGGUAGGGCAGGAGGAGAAGCGGAGGCGGCUUGGAGAGUCACCAUCUAAACCGGUCACGUGGCCAAGUGAAACAUCCGAGUCCCACUCAAAUACGGGUUUAGCCCUGGGCUAUGUCCUUUCUUCCCCCUCCUUGCUCCUUCCAGCGGUGGGACCCAGAAAAGACGAGAGGGAGCGGGGACGGGCGGAUCCCGAUCGGAUCGGCCCUGUCCCAGCCCGACCCGACCCCACGCAAGCCCUGCCGGUGGAAGCCUCGGGUCAGGCUCGGAGCCUGCAGACCGCGGGGGGAGCCCGGGCCUCAGCCGUGAGAGCGACUCUGCUGGGCGAGAGAAAACACCUCGGGUUCCAGAUCCCAGAGAGAACAUUCUGAGGCCUGAUCGUGAGAAAGGCCGGCCCCUGCGUUUUCCCAAAUUGCAUCCAAUCCGUGACUCCACCUGUGAAGUGGCGGUCGGAGCCCGCCAAGUGGGAGGUGGUUGGGAAAGGGGGUUUGCAUUGGCUUUUUUGGGUCUCUGGGCCCCGAGCUCUGUGGUCAGCGCCAGUCUCAGCUCCACGUUCAGCUCUGCGUCGGGCUUGAAGUCGGUCGUUCACGGCAGAUCCUCUCACGGAAACCUCCGUCACCGAGCUAAACCGAGAGGCCUCGGAUGUGGGGCGGAGAGCCUCGGCUGCUGAGGGGGUCCACCAGGUUCCUCCACCGUCCACCAGAUCCUCCGGGUUGGGACGAGGGAACAUCCCGGGGCAGGAUUGGGGGAUUUUUUUUCAUCUAUUCAUCAAUCCUUUCCCGUUCGAUUGAGGGUACAUAAAUUAGAAUAUCUCCACCCAGUUUGAGCAAACACUUUCUGAUCCCUGACUUUCUCAAACUGGGGUUAGGGGCUACCCUCUGGCUGGCCCCCACUGGUUAUAAUCUUUGCCCUCCCCUUGACCCCCUCUUUGACUGCCUUUUGUCAGUCCAAAUCCUCUGCCCUUUCUCAACCCACUGGGCCCGCGCCUCGCCCACCCAGCCCUCGGCCCCCCAGGGCACCCCUCCUUGUACCUCCUUUUCCGAUCUACAUCCGACCUGCUUCACUCCUCUCUCUGAGGUGCGUAGGGGGGCUCGUGGAUAGUUUGGGGGUCCGUUUCUAGGGUCCUUCGUCCCCUCCCUUGCCCGUGGGACUGGUUUCCUGAAACUCACCCCCCGGUAGAUCCUACAGACUUCUCCCAGGUUGGGGAGGCAGGCAGCGAAAGCCGGAAAGUGGGGAGGGGUGGGGGCGCGGUGAUCUCCGUCCCCUGCGCUUUCCAGUUGAUUUUAUAUCCUGGGAGGUCAUUUGUAGGAGAGAGGUCAGUAGGUCCAACUUCCACCAACUCUCAGAACGCGCCGGUUAAGGACUGUCUGGAACGUGUAUAUAGCAACGUCCGCCACCUGAGAACCUUGAAACUUAAAGGAGCUCGAAGGUAGUGGUUCUUUUGGAAGCAGAAGUCGAUGGCCCGAUAUUUUGUUGAGACCGAGUCUUUAAGGAAGAGAGUGUGCGGUGAUCUCUCUCUUUUUAAGGUUUACUUUCUGGGAAUAUGUAAUCGGGUGGUAUUUCUCUGCCCAGAUUUUUGUGGGAGGCUGUGUACAUAAAUAGGAUGCGUCUUUGUACAUACAGUUAUGCUCGUACGUUAAGUAUUUUUCUAUUCAGCGAAGCAGUUUGGUUCUAGCGAUUUCCCAUGGGAACAGAAACCGUAGCCUACUUUUUCGUCACCCACCGACUGCCCUGACGGGUCUGGGCUAGGAUCCGCUGUGGCUUGGGCACCUCCCGUGUUUCUAUAAUCCUGUGGCCCUAGAGGAAUCCCGAUAUGCGUGUGCGUGCAACGAUGCGCUUUCCGCACCCAGGCUCAUCCCUCUUUGUAGCAGCUCCAGAUGAAUCCCCCGCCGUCCCGCCCGUUACGAUCGCUCUUUUUUCCAGAGAAGAGCAGCCAGAGGCUCGGCCUUGGGUCCGGAUUUCAGAUCCUGGACACCGAACCGGCUCUCCGGCCAGCUUCUAUUCUCUGGCGGUCGGAGCUGGAAUGCUCCGACCGUUUCCGUCGCCUGCAGCUCGGGUGGCGGUUCUCCGGGAGCCGACGCCUUCCUCCUUGCCUCUCGUCGAUAGACCGUAGUCCGUGUUCUUCCCGGCUCUGCCCACUUAACCCUUCCUGACAAAAACGGCCGCGUCACACCUAGAAGCGUGGCCCGGCAGCUGUGGCUGACGGAGCCUGGCCGGUGGGCCCCGGCCGCUAAACCCGGUGGCGGAGAGGGCGAAGUAGAGGGAACGGGGGCCGUCCUUGAGCCGUCCCUUCCCCGCCCCCGCAGAGCAUCUCUGGGGCCUGCCCUUAUGGAGGAGAAGGCACAGAUGAAGUCUGUGCCCAAAUCAAAGCAUCGAAUCACAGGAACUGAAAAUGGGACAGCGACGCCUGCCCCGGGCUGAGGGCCAAACAGUGUCCCGGGCUGGGGAAACUGGGUACAGCCCAUUCUGUUCUCUCAGGGAGGCUGUGCUCGGCGCUGGCUGGAGCUCCUGAGGAAAACACUGUUCCUUUGUGACCCACGACCACUUCCCUCAGCAGCACCGGAGGGAGAUCGGAGGCCGAGAGGGAUCCUGUGGCAGUCAGAGUUGGAACGAUGGUUUCAAGGGAGUUCUCAGGAGGAGAGUUUUGACUUUUGAAGCCAAGAGCCACUAGCGUGCCAUGUCCAACCCGGCUUAGACUGGACCUACCUUCAUCUGAAUUCCAGCCUCCGGGGCAGAGGUACUUCAUUUUCCAAGGACAGAAUUCAGGCGAAGGUGGCCAAAAGCCGAGGGGCAGCACCCCGACGGCUCGCCGGUCGGUCGACCCCCGGACCAGAUUCGGUUCGGGCACUGGGAUGAGUUGGGUUGGCCCGUGGAUGAGGAGCUGGCGUGGAGUUUGCCACGAGGGAAUCGUGUGAGACGCCAGCUCCGGAACGUAGAGCGGCGGACCCGUCUUUAAAGGUCCGCGUUAGCUCUGCGGCCCCCCCCAGAGCCGGUCUUCCGCCCUCGAAACCGGGGACAGUGGCAUUCGCCGGGCGGGAGCCGUAGGGCCGAGAGACUUAGGAAAUGUUUCCUGCCAAUGAGGUCCAGUCUUCCAGGAGAUGGCAGAAUCGCCAUUUCUGUGAGCCCCGAAGCAGGUGACGCUCCCGUCUUUCUGGGGUGGUCACGAGUUGAGAGGCCGGGGACGGGAAGAUUCUUUUUUUCCCGGCCGCCUCGUGGAAGGGAAGCGCACCGUUCUGAGACUCUCGGAGAAAUCGGUACCCACGUGGCUGCUGGCGUCAAAGUGGUUGAUUUUAGACCUGACCCACCUAGUCCUCAUCGGGUCUGGAUUCCCCUGUUCACGGUGCGGACGUGCAAGGCAGCGAUAUGUUAAAACCGAUAGAUGAGGCAAUAAAAAACUUCCCCUCCCAAACGGUUCAGUGGAAAAAGCUUUUCUGUUCGAAAUGAGGAGAAGGGAACUGGGACAGGGUGAACCUAAUGUGCCUUGGAUUGGAAAUGAGGAAAACAAAAUUGUUAAACCGAUUUCUAGCUUCUUUAUAGAGUCUUUUCAAAGCGGCAAUACCGGCCCGGAUUUUUAAUUCCCUUUCUAUUCAUUUUUCCUGAAAGAAAUUGGAUUGCCCUGCGAUCUUAGCCCUGGCUGGCCGGGUCCACGUGGAGACACCCACCCCAGCGAGAGAGCCAAUGGUGGAGCCCAUCAUUCUCGGCCCCCCUACACCUGACUCUGGCAGGAUGGGUGACCCUCCCCUCCACCAGGCUCCCCUUAGUGACGCUCUGCACCUCGGCCAGCCCCUCCCCAGAGUCCUAAGAAGCUCUGCCAACCUUCCACUGUAAAGAAUCCAUGCUGCCAGAGGGGCCCCGCACGACUUGGGCGGAGCGUGGGGCGAGAUCUUGGGGAGAGGAGUGGGGUAAAGGGUGCCCGUGUGGGCCCUGCCCCUCCCCGAGUGGCCCCGCUCCACUGGAGCCCUCCCUCAAGCCUCACUUCCUGCCCCUCCCAGUGAACAACACUCCUGUUGUUUGAGGUGACAGGGCUGAUGCGACUGGCGGGGAUGUCAGUGACUCAGGUGUGCAACCAUCCCCCUUUUACUCGCCACCCUACAUGAUGGCAGCUCUCAAGAAACCCCUUGCUGGGAGUGGUGGAGGCCUCCCCCGGGGUGGGGGUCCAGGGCACUUGCCCCAUCGUCCCCCAUGCUCCCCACAUCAGCCACCGGAGACCCACCCGAUGGGUCCAUUUAGCCAGCUCCCACCUCUUGCCCAGGAUCUGAUUCAAUAUGCCCACAUUCGGUGGGUAAGGUCGCUAGGGACAACGUUUUUCUAAGGCGCCGGAGGCUAGCCUCGCCAAAAUGGUGACUGGUUGACCAGGUCACCAUGGUGACGGAAGGAAGUAAGCGCUUGCUUUACCCUGUGUGGGGGCUAAACGAGAAAGUACCAUUUCUGACCUGGCCCGCGGGUGCCACGGUAGCAAUAAACAAUCCAUCUUUCCCCACGGAGGUGUUUCUUCCCAUCGAUAGAGAGGUGGGGGAGAGAGCCAAGUCUGGGUUAAGAACGGAGGCCGAUCCCGUCUCUCGGAAAACUGCCGAGGGUCCCCGGAAGCACCGGACCCCCAAAUGGGGCGGCGGUCCUGUCGGCCGUCGUGCUGUUCGGGCCGCCCUCGGUCCUUAGCCGUCGCAAGCGGGGAAACCCCGGCCGGUUGGCUGAGGGAGGAGAGAGGCCGGGGAAGUGGAGACUCCUUCUCUUCCUUCCGCCGUGCUCCUUCCCGGCUCUGAGAGGCUCCUUGUUUGUUCUGUGCCCUGAGCUGGCGAACAGCUGCCCAGAACCGGAUGUAGCCCGCGGUGGGGCUUCACCGCUCCCCCGCAGGCCUGGCUGACUACUCAGCGGAGCACAACUCUUGCUACUGAGGCACGGUACUUUAUUACCUAUUUAUGGAGAGGAGAGAAGGGCAGAGGGAACCUAUAUAGGUCACUGAGUCGUGGCGGGAUCACACCUGUAGUCACAGUCCUGUCAGAUGAAGGAUCAGGUAGAGGCCGUUUUUUUAACGGAAAGUCAACCGUCCAUCGGAAAGCUCUUUAGAGGAUUUGCCUUCCCAGAGAAGGCAGACUUCGAAGAUAGAGUUUGCACGCUGCGCAGUUUCGUUACCGCGUCGAGGGGUCUGGGGGGAACACGACGGGAAUCCGUUAAAGGCGCAAGGAGUUUCCUCCGAUGCCGAGAAGGACCGGGGACCGAGAAGGCCGCGAGGCUCGGGUCUGGCCAAGGGUCCCGCAGCGAGUCGGGCUCUGCCGGUCUGGAGCUGGGGUCGGAGAGCUCCCCGCAGCUCGCCCGACUCGGGCUGCGGUCACAGGGUGGUGGGCGGGGCACCCCCAACUCAGAAAUGGUCCCCGCUCUCUGUGGGACGUCGCACGUGUGUGAGGGAGACACCCGACCAGCUAGAACAGUAGUAACUCCCGGAAGCCCUCGGGGCCGACACACGUGCACGGUGGCUCGCUCACUCUCUCUCACACAUACACACACUCGCUCACACACCUGUGCAGCUGGAACCAUCUCCAAGGCCAGCUUGGGGAUCCAAUGUCAUGGCCUGAGUCUAUCUUGGGAAGGAAAAGUUCCAAGGACCCGGCCCCGGGCGGGGCUGGCUCCGGGAAUAGGGUGUCUCGCUUUGGUACCGAGCAAGGACGGCCAGCCGCAUCUUUGCUCUCCAACGGCUGCUGUAUCGUGAUCGGCCAAAGCCAGGUUGGGCCGGGGACAGGCUCGCCCGAGCCUGCCCUCUCGCAUCUUCCCCAGACAGCAUGGGACUCCGAGAGGCGGGACCGUAAGUUCUUGGAUAGAUUUUAGGCCUUAUUUUUUAAAAUUUAUAAAUAUAGAUUUAUAUUCGGGUACAAAUGCAUUAUGUACUUUUAACCCAGUAGGUUCUCCAUUUUUAAAGCAAAGCUGUGUGGUAGCUGGCUGCCAACUCAAAGAGAAGAAAAACAUAUAUGGCUCACGGGCAAGACGGGAACCGAUAUCGGUAUUUAAAAUUCUGUGCGCGCGUGUACGUGGGGGUUGAGGGUGCGGGUGUGUUCUUGCAUGCGUGUGUCUAAAAGAUGGGAUCUAGAAAUUCUCCGGGUUCGGUAUCAGGAAGCUUAUUCAAAAUACGGAUCGACCCAAAGUUGAAGCCGUCCGUCAGGAAUCGACAGAACUUCACACCCGUCUUUUUUCUAAAACUCUGUUUCCUUUUCUGAAUGUAAUCACCUAAGGCUUAUGGUGGAAGUCAGGAAACUGUACACUGAGAUAUUUAUACCUGCGAUUUAUUUAUUUAUUUAUUGAUGCGUCUAACAAAGAGAAUUGAAGAUGUGAUGAGCUGUUGUAAUGCAUUCACGUCCUCUAGGUGGGCGUCGAGAAAAAUAAAAUGUAACUAGAUGAAAAGUCAUGUAA